Ipomoea triloba (trilobed morning glory) is the source of this 354-nucleotide messenger RNA. RefSeq names its product transcription factor TCP7-like. The coding region runs from base 1 to 354 and encodes 117 amino acids. The record is from RefSeq and is a predicted model, not a curated record. Gene Ontology annotation, cellular component: nucleus. The transcript has a single exon. Lineage: Eukaryota; Viridiplantae; Streptophyta; Magnoliopsida; Solanales; Convolvulaceae. Gene Ontology annotation, molecular function: sequence-specific DNA binding; DNA-binding transcription factor activity.
AUGACUAGAAAAACCAAUCGGCGAUCAAGUGGAAUAGGUCGUGGUAGGAGAAUUCGACUUCCUGGUGAGUUUUCUAAGCGAUUCUUUGAACUCAAGAAGUUGCUUGGCCACCAAAGACCAGGUUUAACCCUAGAAUGGCUUUUGGAGAACUCCAAGGAGGAAAUCGAGGACCUUCGCUCUAAGAAAGCAGUUAACCAUGAUAAUGAUGUGCUCGUCCCUUCGCCUUCUUCUUCUUUGGACGAAUCUGGGUUAACGACUAGUCCUCGAAGACUUAAAACAGUGUUACCUCCUUUUGUUUAUGGUAUGGAGAUUGUAAUGGAUUUUUCUCCAGAUGAGGUUGCUAGGUUUUUAUAA